This is a messenger RNA of Hyaloscypha bicolor E, 297 nucleotides long. RefSeq lists its product as uncharacterized. NCBI's taxonomy places the organism in Eukaryota, Fungi, Ascomycota, Leotiomycetes, Helotiales, Hyaloscyphaceae. The record is from RefSeq and is a predicted model, not a curated record. The transcript has 2 exons. Bases 46 to 240 code for a protein of 64 amino acids.
AACGAGAGCCCAACCUUUGCUCUGGUUCUAGCUGGCUUCUUGAUCAUGUGGUCUACCGGUUUCGGAGGUGAUUGUCCAGGUUUGAUACGGUAUUGGUAUUUCAGGCCGCUUAUCCAGCCAAAAUGGAGCUUUAUAAACUUGUUUAUUGCACGAUACUUGGGGCUCGUUAUCAACACCAUCGCUCACUGGCUAUAUAGGUCAAUCCCUAUCCCGAAAAAGCUAGUCUUCUGUUGGGAUUGAGCUAGAGUGGCUUAAGUGAUUGUCGUACUCCCCAUCAGACUGCUCGGGAACAUCGUC